Messenger RNA from Alternaria burnsii, 987 nucleotides. RefSeq lists its product as uncharacterized. Gene Ontology annotation, cellular component: cytoplasm. The record is from RefSeq and is a predicted model, not a curated record. The transcript has 3 exons. NCBI's taxonomy places the organism in Eukaryota, Fungi, Ascomycota, Dothideomycetes, Pleosporales, Pleosporaceae. The coding region runs from base 1 to 987 and encodes 328 amino acids.
AUGGUCAAGACGUUUCAGUUCCAAGACGUUCAAGUCCGAUCGCCAGGCUUCGGUUGUAUGGGUCUCAGCUUUGGGUUGGGUACCAACCUGAGUUUGGAAGAAGCAGAACCUGUCCUUCUCAAAGCCAUUGAACUUGGCUGCACCUUCUGGGAUACUGCGGUCGUGUACCAGGCUGGUGUCAACGAGAAGCUUCUCGGAGAGUUCAUCCGGAAGCACAAUGUCCGCGACAAGGUCUUUAUCGCUUCCAAGUGCGGUAUUGCUUGCCUUGAUGGAGAGUCAGGUGUGACAAACAGCCCAAGCCACAUUAAGAAAUACAUCGAUGGUACAAUUGAGAGACUUGGUUUUACUCCUGAUCUCUAUUAUCUUCACCGAAUUGAUCCCAACACGCCUUUGGAAGAGUCUAUCCCUGCGCUGGAUGAGUGUCGGAAGUCUGGCAAGACCAAGUAUAUCGGGUUGUCUGAGUGUUCCGCUAAGACGCUGCGGAAAGCAAACUCAAUUGCCAAAAUCGAUGCUGUCCAAGCAGAAUACUCUGCCUUCGAGACACUGCAUGAAACCGACGGUCUGAUCGACACCGCUAGGGAACUCAAUGUGGCCUAUGUCGCCUACUCUCCACUUGGCCACGGCUGGCUUGUGGAUAACUUCGACUAUUCCUCUCCCGAUGAUUUUGCACCUGACGACUUCCGUCGCUCAGUCCCCAAGUUCCAAGGCGAGAACUUCUACAAGAACAAGGCAAUUGUCGAGGAGAUCAAGAAACUUGCCAAGAAAAAGGGCUGCACAACACCUCAGAUCGCGCUGGCGUGGGUUGCUGCCCAAGGCAUGAUUGCUAUCCCCGGAACGACAAAGGCGAAGAGGUUGGAAGAGAAUUGGGCUAGUAGGGACGUAGAGUUGACAGACGAAGAGAGGAAGGAGAUGAGGAAAAUCGUUGACCAAGCAAAGCCAGCCGGCAACCGCUACGCACCUGCACAACAGGCUACGGUUGGGCAUUAA